UCCCUUUCCUUUUUUUCAAGCCUAAUUUUGCACACGCGGUGGUGGUCUCGCACCGCGGUGAAUUGGUGGAGUUGGGGUGCUUGCUGCGCCGCGUUUUAAUUUUGUGCAAAGGGACACACACAGGCCAUUAUUUUUUUCCUCUCCCACCCUCCGCCUUAUCCCCCGAACAAUCCGUGAUCACCGAGGCCGUUUCCACUGAAAACCACGCGAGGAUUUCACUAUGGACACAUCGUCUCCCGAAGCGCAAGUGGCGCCGGACAAUUGGGAAGACCACAGUGUGGAGAUCAACAAUGCCGAUGAUGACGACGACAUGGCAAAGUCGUUUUCCAAGCUAAACGUGGACGCGCCGCCGUUCGUGCCUUCAUUCGCCACGUUGCAGAUGGCACAGUUAGACCCACCGGAGAAAGGCAACGAAGAUUCUCCAUCAGAUAAAAAAGACAGCGACAAGGAGGAUUCUGCAAGUAUGGACGACUCCCCGGCAGACUGGGAAUGUGUGACGCUGGAGGACAGUCCUCAGGACGCAGGUGGGGGCGACCACACGCCCUCGACGGGGGACGAGGACGAGCGCAUGGACGUCGCCACCAAACCACGCAAGAAACCGCCCAAGGAGGAUGACCAGGGUCCUAAAAAAGAGCACAUAAACGUCGUCUUCAUUGGCCACGUUGACGCCGGCAAGUCUACCAUUGGUGGCCAGCUUCUAUAUUUGACGGGAAUGGUAGACAAGCGAACGUUGGAAAAGUACGAGCGGGAAGCAAAAGAAAAGAACAGAGAAUCUUGGUACCUCUCCUGGGCACUAGACACAAACCAGGAAGAACGGGACAAGGGCAAGACUGUGGAAGUGGGCCGUGCCUACUUCGAGACUGAGAACAAGCACUUCACACUCCUGGAUGCACCAGGCCACAGAUCCUUUGUGCCCAACAUGAUCGGAGGUGCAUGCCAGGCUGACUUGGCGGUGUUAGUGAUCUCGGCGCGCAAGGGCGAGUUUGAGACAGGCUUUGAGCGAGGGGGCCAGACGCGAGAGCAUGCCAUGCUGGCCAAGACGGCUGGGGUUCGACACCUGGUCGUCCUGGUCAACAAGAUGGACGACCCCACGGUGGAAUGGUCCGAGGAGAGGUACAACGAGUGCAAGGACAAGCUGGUGCCGUACCUGCGCAAGUGCGGCUUCAACCCCAAGACGGAGCUGACCUUCAUGCCCUGCUCAGGACUCACGGGAGCCUACUUGAAAGAGGUGGCGCCGCCCGACGUCUGCCCCUGGUACAGGGGUCCCCCGUUCCUCGUGUACAUUGACAGCCUGGCACCGCUUAGCCGGUCUGCCGACGGGCCUUUCCGCAUGCCUGCCGUCGACAAGUACAAGGACAUGGGCACGGUGGUGCUGGGCAAAGUAGAGUCUGGGUCGGCAAGGCGAGGCCAGCAGCUGUUGCUGAUGCCAAACCGGCGGACUGUCGAAGUGCUCCAGCUAUGGUCCGACGAGGAUGAGACGAAUCUGAUUACGUCAGGGGAGAACGUCAAAGUCAAGCUCAAGGGCGUGGAAGAAGAGGAAGUGUCUCCAGGGUUCGUGCUGUGCGACGUGGUGAACCAGUGCAAGGUGGCCAAGGUGUUUGAUGCGCAAGUGGUCAUCCUGGAACACAAGUCCAUCAUCUGCCCUGGCUACAGCGCCGUGCUGCACAUCCACGCCGCCAUCGAGGAGUGCUCCGUCAAGACUAUCAUCUGCCUAGUGGACCGCAAGUCUGGUGAGAAGAGCAAAACGCGGCCACGGUUUGUGAAACAGGACCAGAUCGCCAUCAUGCGCAUGGAAUGCGCUGGUGUGGUAUGCAUGGAGCCAUUCAAGGAGUUCCCCCAGAUGGGACGCUUCACCCUGAGGGACGAAGGUCGCACCAUUGCCAUCGGGAAGGUGCUGCGGGUGGUGGAAUGACUGGGAGCAGCCCCGGAGCAGUGCCACUCUCCCGGCUCGCAGCCGCCACCACCACCCAGGGAUUGCCAGCAGCAGCAAGGCGCCGCCAGCUCCACCAACUCACCUCGCCACCGCCAACAACGGCACUGCGAGGGGGGCGCACGAGGCGUCGACAGCCGGCCCAAACGCACGGUUCGAGCCGCUGCGCCGUCGUCCGCAGGCGGAUGACCGUGGGCCCCACGGCGGUGCGCCGUCUGCAGUCGGCUCGGGACUCGAGUUGGGCCCAAACCAGAGCGCUAGAGUCAUCAGAAGAGGGUCACUGCAGCACCACUGUAUUGUUGUGCCUCGUUGCAUUAGCAGUCUUGGCAUGUAACUGAAAUUUCAAAAAUAGUAUGCAGAAUAACCUGGUUUCAGAAAACAAAACAACUUCCUUUUCUGUAAGCACUAUGCAUGCGAAUACGUCAAAUUUUGGAAGCAAGACGUGGAACACCCCGAUUCCACAAAGACAAGCAAAAGAUAACUUGUGUCCGAAAGUUGUGCAUAAGAAUUGUUUGAUUAGUUCCUUUAUUUUCUGCAUUCUUGGCAAUAGAUUCAAUACCUCUGUGUAAUUUCAGAUGGAGCUAGAACGUUCAUGCACACAAUAUUAUGGGUGCGCAGCAGAGAGGCACUGUGAUGCAAGUUCAAUUCUGUCAGUCACAUUUGCUGCAUCAUAGAGAUAGUCGAAAUUUGGCAGCAGAGGUGAUGUUAAUGGCAUAUACGGAUGGACUUCCACUUGAGCCUGACUGUACUGGGAUAGGUUACCAUAGCAUGAAAAGGCCCAUUGACAGUAUACCAGAAAACGCCCCUGUUUGCACACAUCGAAUGACUGUGUGCAUUCUGAACCUGUAAGUUUUCUGCGGCUCCGGCUGUUUGAUAAGCCUUUUUCUGAUGACUCUAGCUCCAGGACCUAAACCUUUGCCGCAUGGUGGGAUGAGCUUUAGAACUUUUGCACGGAAACUGAGCUGACAACUCUGUUGUGCUACGAAUGCUCCCUUAGCGGCAAUGCGGUGCACGUGGUUUUGCUUGAAGGAGAAGGGCCUCGUGGUGAUGACGCUGUGCCGUAUAAUACAGGUGCUUGAGAGUUGGAGGGGUCGCGGGAAGGUCGUGGUUGAGACACGGAUUUAAAAACGGCCAGCGUGUACCCCUUCCUUCACUUUGAAGAACCACUUGGAGGCGAUAGUUAUGUGAGGCUACGAUGGUGGUGCGAAUGUGGGUGCCAGUGCGAAAUGCUAGUUAACAAUAUUGGCCAGUUUUCAUGGGUGUAUUUUGUUUUUGUAUCAUUGUGCUCUUCAGUAUUCAACAGUAGUUGAAUACGGCACCAAUCUGAAUUAACCUUGCUGCUACGAGAAAUCAUUUAUUCUUUUCUGCCAUCACUUUGUCGAAGCACUCUCACGCAAUGCCUGGUUCCUGGUAAUAUUGUCGGCUUGUGUGGCUGAUAGCCUGGCAUAGGAAGCAGUAGGCAAGUUAUCUCCUGGUACCUUUCUAGUAUUUUUAUUAUAAAUUCUAGACAUCUGCCAUCUACCAGUAUGCUUCAUUUUCUAGUACCAAUCUGCACAAGAGUCCGUUGUCACGAAGUAUUUUUUGGGCACUCCUGCUGUUAGACUGAGCAAGUUUUAAACUGCUGCAGGAUCUGUGGUACCACCAUAGAUCCCGAAAUUUAUAUCCAGCAAUGCCAUACAACAAUAUGGUACCAAUUUACAGCGCUCGCAGUCUUGGUGUUAGGUCUGGCGUUAAACUGCUGGUUAUGUAGAUUUUCCGGCAACUGUGUACCUGGUGCCGGUAUCGUGUGUGCUCCAGCCAUUGGUCAUUCAAAGUAGCAAGUACCAUAUUCCCACUGCCAUUUACGUAGCCUAUUUGGGUGUUGGGAAAGCCUUCCCUUAAGCGAAAUCCACGGGCAUUGCAUUUCAAGAAAGAAGUAAAUGGGUUGCCUUGCAAGUGAGGUCUACUUUGGGUUCGGUUCAACUCUGGGACAGUCUGCAGACUCUUGAGAACAGGACAGGCAAAUGUGCACCAGCCGUUGAGACGGUCGUUACCGGACGAGACCAGUCUACAGAGAUGAUGGAGAGACUUUUUUUUUUUCUGUCUCUUUUGUAUAGACACACAAAUUUCUCAAUUUUGUUGCCGUCUUUCCCUGGAUUUUUCUUUUUUUUUUUAAUGAGAAUUUGUUUAUAUAUGUGCAACCUUUCUCUGCUCUGUUCUGUGUUUUAUAUAGUAAAUAUGUACAAUUGUCCUUUCUUUGUGCCUUGAAACAAGAUUUUUCGCUACAAUGACACAUCGGUUAGCAUACUUGCCCUUUCGGGGAAGACGGCUUAGUCCGCCUCCUGUGCAAGCUGUCAACUUCAUUUGCCAUAUAUGUAUUUUUAAUUGCGCAGGGUAUCGUGCAUUUCACAGUGCAUGGGUUUUGGGUUGUCUGGCAAUUAUUGCAUAUCAUGGCGCUUUAUUAUUUUGUUCCAUACAAAAUAUGUCCAGAAUUUGUCACAUAUUGGAGGUACUACGCGCCGCGUUCCUCGUUUAGGUUGUUUCGUUCACCGCCUGCAUCUAAAAAGAGUGCGGCGAAGAUCUUAGUUUUAAAUGUUUCACGUAAUAUAGCACGAAGAAAAUGUGCAUACUUUUUUUUUUUCUGAGGAACAGAGGAAAAAACUGGUGGUGGUUGACGCACUCGUGCCCAGUGUUCAUGGGCUUGAAAACGAUCUUCAGUGGAAAAAAAUCUUGUUUUAAUUUCUUGAAGAAAUGAUUAUGUGGUGAAAGUAAGUGGCGGGAGAAUUUUUUUUUUUCCUCUUUGUUCUCCCUUUGAUUUUGUUGUUUUUACCAAACUACCAAGGAAAAACAAAUAAAAACGUUUAUUCCAAUCAACAUGA
This is a messenger RNA of Rhipicephalus microplus (southern cattle tick), 4788 nucleotides long. RefSeq names its product eukaryotic translation release factor 3 (gene eRF3). Gene Ontology annotation, molecular function: GTP binding; GTPase activity. The record is from RefSeq and is a predicted model, not a curated record. Lineage: Eukaryota; Metazoa; Arthropoda; Arachnida; Ixodida; Ixodidae.